This is a messenger RNA of Adineta ricciae, 1809 nucleotides long. The record is from the annotation of a GenBank genome assembly. Lineage: Eukaryota; Metazoa; Rotifera; Eurotatoria; Adinetida; Adinetidae.
AUGUUCUAUAAAGACCUCUUUCGUGUUGUUGCUACUGAUGAAGGUAUGUUACAUCAUUACGCUGACGUGAAUCGAACAUUUCCAAUGAGCGAUAUUAUCACUGCUGAUGGUUAUCCAAAACUAGUAUAUGUCUUCAAUAAUUCAUUGCCAGGACCUGUUCUACAUGUUUAUCAAAAUCAAACUGUGCGCGUGCGCAUCUACAAUAACAUGAUGACAGAAUCGUUGAGUGUACAUUUUCAUGGUAUUCGACAGGUGAACACGCCUGAGAGCGAUGGAAUUGGUCAGUUAACACAAAUCUCGAUAUUACCUGGUGCUGAUUUUCUCCAUGAAUUUGUUGCCACCGAUGAAGUGCAUCCGAGAGUUAAACCGAGCGCGGCUGAUGAUGGUGAAUUCGUCCUUCUUCUAAAUGACUGGCAGCAUUUUUACACCAGCGAACAACAAUAUUUACUGAUUGAAAGUGGUCAGUUUUAUCCGAAUGAUCUAGAAUCAUUAACGAAAUCUGAAACUAUUGAUUUCUUUCAAUCAGUGGAUGGAUCGAGAGCUGCCGAAGCGUUAGUUACUUCAAUAUUAAUCAAUGGCCGUGGCCAAUAUAUCGACACGCGAAAUGGAACGAGUGGUUCUAGCACGACACCUUUCGAACGUCUGAAAGUUCCAUCCACACAGGUUAAUAAAUCCUAUCGUUUUCGCCUCAUCAAUGGGGGUAGUGUAUUCUCGUUGAAAUUCUCCAUUGAUAAACAUCUUUUGAAAGUGAUCAGUUCCGAUGGCGUACCAUUCGCCCAGCCGAUGAUUGUCGAUCAGCUAAUUAUUGGUGUUGGUGAACGAUACGAUCUCCUUAUAGAUAACUUUACCGGAAUCGAUACUUCAGUCAACUAUUGGAUUCGAGUGAAUACGAUGGGUAGGAAUAAUAACAGUAGAUGGCACAGUUAUGCUAUUCUACAGUAUGCAGAAACUGAAACGAAACCUACAACCGUUCCUCGAACAUGUAGUUUAUCGCAACCAUGUCAAAUUUUGAAUUGUCCAUUCAUUCAAUAUGGGCCAGGCGAUAGUGAUGGAAGGAAUACUUUCAUUUGCCUAACACCAUUGAACAUUAGUACCCAUGCUGAUCAUCUCGAUGAGGAAUUAUUUAGUGAGAAUAUUCGAAUUAAUAUCAAUCAUACACUUUCGUUAACGAUGGUCAAAGGAAAUGAUAAUCGAGCCGGUUUUGAAUCGUUUAAUUAUAUUGGUAUGAAAUAUCCUCCAUUAAAGGAGUCGGUUCUGUCCAAUCCUCGACGCGCUAGAGAACUUCUUCCAUGUUCCGGACGAUCAUUAGCUGAGGAUGAUGGCGAGAAAUGCUAUCACGCUCUCGUCGCCCAAUACAACGAUGUCAUUGAAUUGCUUGUUGUCAAUCACGAUGACGAUCAACAUCCGCUGCAUUUACACGGUUCUUAUUUCCAUAUUGUGGAGCAAGGUCUUUCAGUAUUGAACAAGACAACAGGAGAAAUCAUGUCAAACAAUCCUAAGAUAGUAUGCGAUGAACAUGCUGUGUGCACAUGUCAAUCCGAAGAUAGAACGUGUGGGACGAAUAACAUGCGAUUAGUCAAGGAUACGAUUCAGCUACCAAAAGGAGGAUAUAUGCGCAUCCGCUUUCGUGCACAAAAUCCUGGCGUUUGGCUCUUUCACUGUCAUACAGAACCUCAUCUAGAUCGAGGAAUGGCUAUUGUUUUUCAUAUUGCUGAAGAUCGUCUUUCACCAGUUCAUUCUGGCACAGUUUGUGUUCUACUCAGCUAUAAAUCAAUCAUGGCAUUUUUCUUCUUGCUACGCUUACUUUGA